Molecule: messenger RNA, 4694 nt
Organism: Megalobrama amblycephala (Wuchang bream)
Lineage: Eukaryota; Metazoa; Chordata; Actinopteri; Cypriniformes; Xenocyprididae
Gene: frk
Product: fyn-related Src family tyrosine kinase
Exons: 8
Coding region: 448-2028 (526 amino acids)
Biological process (GO): innate immune response; cell surface receptor protein tyrosine kinase signaling pathway; cell differentiation
Cellular component (GO): extrinsic component of cytoplasmic side of plasma membrane
Molecular function (GO): signaling receptor binding; ATP binding; non-membrane spanning protein tyrosine kinase activity
Source: RefSeq, a predicted model, not a curated record
GUAUAGGUGGCGCGGCAAUUGGAGACUCUGGCCUGAGGGCGUUUGGAAGAAACAACCCGUCUCAGAAUCCUAUCCGUUUAGCACGACAAUUUGUUUUACAAACUCUAACAUCAAUUCUCAAGUUUGAACUUAAAGAUAAAUAAUACGUUUCUGUAAAACGACAUUUCCUUGACAGGACCGCGGAGCGCAGAAUGAUCUUGAAAGGUGUUUGAGGAAUAAUGUGACCAGGAAAUGCAAACAGAUUUUUGACUGCAAGCAAUAAAUCGCCUUCUUCCCUCUCGACAGGGCUGUGUCACUAUCUAGUGUCACCGGUCAAAGUGUUUUCUCAAGCUCACAGAAUGGACGAAACGCUUCGUCUCAAAUCUACUCAACAAUUACUAGGAUAACAUGGACCCUAUGGAUCACUGAAAUGCGAUUUACUGCUUCAAUUGAACUUGAUCUACACAUAUGGGACUGAUGAACAAUUUCACGAUGGAAGACUUGAGAGAAAGGGUUUUAUUGUGCUGUCAAAACACUUUCUCGUGUUUCAGAGACCCUGCGACUAAUACCUCACCUGCCACCGAGAAACGGCAUAUUGAAGUGAUAAAAAAUGAUUUUGCGAAAGCGCCCAACAGAGAGUUACCACCGAAACCUGUAGAGAAACCCAGCUACGUUUACGUUGCGCUGUACGACUAUACGGCGCGUACGGAUGAUGAUUUGAGUUUUAAAGCAGGGGAUAAACUGGAGCCCCUCGAUAAAACCGAUGACUGGUGGUUCGCGAGAGGAAUCACCGGGAUUUCAGCAAACAAAGAGGGCUACAUUCCUGCUAACUAUGUUGCACCCUUAGAAAGCCUCGAUGCUGAACCAUGGUAUUUUCCAGAAACAAAGCGCUUGGAUGCUGAGAAGAUGUUAACAUCUCAAGAAAACAAGAAUGGAGCUUUUCUAAUCAGAAACUGUGAAAGCCAGCCAGGGGAACUCUCACUCUCAGUGCUGGACAAUGGAAAAGUGAAGCAUUAUAAGAUCAGAAAGUUGGAUAAUGGUGGCUAUUAUGUGUCAAGGACUCUGAAUUUUCCUACACUGAGAGAACUAGUGGAGCACUACUCCACACGUGAAGAUGGCCUCUGUGUUCGUUUGGCAGAACCCUGCAAAAAAACAAUUGCUCCAGAGACUCAUGGUCUAUCUUAUAACACUGUGGAUCAAUGGGAGAUCCCGCGUUCCUCUGUAAAACUCCUGAAGAAGUUGGGAGCGGGGCAGUUUGGUGAGGUCUAUGAAGGCAUAUGGAAUGGCAGAACAGCUGUUGCUGUCAAAACACUCAAACCAGGAACUAUGGAUCCAAAAGACUUCCUGCGAGAAGCUCAGAUAAUGAAGAAACUCCGUCACCCCAAACUAAUCCAGCUAUAUGCUGUCUGCACUAUGGAAGAGCCCAUCUACAUCAUCACAGAGCUCAUGAGCCACGGAAGCCUUCAAGAAUAUCUGCAAAAAGACAGAGGUGCUUCUCUGCAAAUGUCUGAUCAGAUAGAAAUGGGAGCACAAGUGGCAGCUGGCAUGGCAUACUUAGAGUUGCAGAACUAUAUUCACAGAGAUCUUGCAGCUCGGAACGUUCUGGUGGGAGAUAACAAUGUGUGCAAGGUUGCCGACUUUGGCCUGGCACGAGUUUUUCUGAUGGACAAUGAGGACAGUGGUGAGAAUGUUUAUGAGGCCAAAGAAGGAACCAAGUUUCCAGUGAAAUGGACUGCACCCGAGGCCAUUCAUGAGAACAAAUUUACCAUCAAAUCUGACGUCUGGUCUUUUGGGAUCCUGCUGUAUGAAAUUGUGACUUUUGGACAGAUGCCUUAUCCAACCAUGACAAACUUUCAGGUGGUCCAACAGUUGCCCAAAGGCUACAGGAUGCCAUGUCCUCUAAACUGCCCCAAAUUUUUGUAUGACAUCAUGGUCGAAUGCUGGAAGAAUGUCCCUGCAGACAGACCUACCUUUGAAACUCUACAGUGGAAACUCGAGGACUUCUUUGAUAUGGAUGUCAGCUCUUACGACGAUGCAAACCGCUACUAAAAAACACUACUGUCUUUCAAACUUAGCAGCUUAAAGGGUUAGUUCACAAAAAAAUGAAAAUUCUGUCAUUUAUUACUCACCCUCAUGUCGUUUCACAUCCAUAAGAGUGUUCACGAGAGCAUCACGACGCAUGCGUGUUGUGUUCAGACUCAUGCAUCUACUCAACACACAUGCGCGAGUGUUCACGAGAGCAUCACGACGCAUGCGUUUUGUGUUCAGGCAAGAGCUGACAUUGUUGCGUGAACAUGCUUUGGAUAAUAUUAAUUUGUAAAUUAUGUUUUGUUUUGUUUUUUGCACAAACAAAGCACUCACAUUGUUUCAUAAAAUUGAGUUUAAGCCUCUGGAGUCUCAUGGAGUACUUUAUGUUAUUCUUACCUUUCUGGACCUUGGAGUGGUAAGUUGGAUCUCUAUGGAGGAACAGAUACCUCUCAGACUUCAUCAAAAAGAUCUUAAUUUGUGUUCCAAAGAUGAAUGAAGGUCUUACGGAUGUGGAACGACACAAGGGUGAGUAAUAAAUGACAGAAUUUUAAUUUUUGGGUGAACCAACCCUUUAAUAUAACUGUAGAUGAUUCAAGUGCAGGUGGGUUUUGGCAAGCCAGACUGAGAUGCCAUUGUAGUAUAAAAGGAACAAAAUGCCUUUAUGUAUUCUCAAUGUACAAUUAAUACAAGUAAUAUGCUCUUGUACUUAUCAGGACCAGCCCUGACCAAUUUGCUGCCCUAGGCAAGGUUUUACCUGGUGCCCCCGGCAUUGCAGCCAAUUCCACCACUGAAUAAAAAGCUGAUAAUGGUGAAACUAUACAAAAAUAGCACCUAAGCCACAUUAUAGCCUAAACACGAAUAGCAAGAGUAAUUACAUCUAACAUUAAUGCACAAAACAUGUAUUCAUUGAGCACUUCUCUGGCAUACUGUUUUUUCAAAAUUAAUUUUAAAAGUGUUUGUUUUCCAAUAGAUGGCAGCAAUGUUCCAUUAAACUAUGGCACAUUUUUCAUUUUAUCAUUAUAAAUGAAAUCAUUUUAAAAGUGAAUUUUGCAUAAAAUGUUGCUAUUUUAAGGAAAAAAUAACUGACGUUAACUAUAGCUAUACAGCUAGCUUUUUCAAAAUAACCAGUUGCUUUCAUCUAACUACUAUGCAAUUAGAUAAAAUGUUCAUUCAGUACAUCACAUUACCUGUAUGCACUGCGUAGACCGCAUCAGUGUAUGACAUCAAAGUAUCGUGAGAACGAUUAGAGAGCAGAUGGCUCCAUAUGCUUUCAAAAUGCUCUUGCUGUACUUUGAUGUCAUACACCAAUCGCAACCCAUUCAUUGGUUGAUUUCCCUGGAAACUGCUCUGUUGGUUUGAACAAAAAGAUCAAUGAGUAUGUGGCGGCACUAUCUGUUCUGUCGACCAGUGACAAACUGGAUAAUGGGUGGGGUGGAUGUUUUAAAACAAAUAAUGUAUGCAUCAUUUACAGUUUUGUUUUUUGAUUGAAACCGAUUUUGCACAAUUAACAACACAAUUCAGUUUAAAUCAAAUGUAUACUCUGAGCCUUGUGAUAGUGUUUUUUUUUUUUUUUUUUUUUUGUAGGCAAAUCUGUAUUUGCUUAUGUGUGCAUAUUGUAUGUCAGCAAUAUCAUGGUAGUUUAUUGUCACUUUACUUGCACUCAUGCUGGCACAAUGAAGCUGAAACUAUUGAGGAAUAAUUAUACAGAGUCUGGGUGACACAUAUGUGUGGAUCAGGUUGCAGCAUAGCCAGAUUAACCAGUUUCAGGGUAAGUUCAAAUAGUGAAUGAGUCACUGCCUGUCAGCCUAACAGCAUUACUGGCUCAAAAGGAGGAAUGCUCAGAAUUCACUACAAAUUUUUCCUCACAGCAUUACGUUCUAUGUGACAGUAAAGGCACCCUGAGUCUAGACUCUCAUUCAAGCCUUAGUGAAGACUGUAAUUUUUAGAUGUAUUGUACAGUUAUAGUGAUUUUUAAAUGCAUUUUAGAUCUAAAUAGAGUUUCUUUGAGGUUAAUUUACAGACUGUGAUUCUUUUUCUUAUCCUUUUAUAAGAAGAUAAACAAAUACAUUUUAGAUCUUAAUAGAGAUUCUUUGAGGUUAAUUUACAGACUGAUUAUAUUUCUCAUUGUAAGAUGAUAAAAAUAUACACUACCAUUCAAAAGUGUGGGGACAGUUACUAUAACAUCACAGUUUUCACAAUAUUAAUCAAACACAAUAUUAAACUUUAUAAGAUUAUAGUAUAAAAUGUUUGGUGAUCAGCAAAUCAGCAUGAUUUCUGAAUGAUCAUGUGAUACUGAAGACUGGAGUAAUGAUCCUGAAAACAACUUUGCCACCAUGAAAUUAAUAUAACAUUGUAAUGUAUUUUAAUAAUAAAGUAUUUUAAUAAUAAUGUUUUACAAUUAAAUUGUACUAACUUUUACAGCCUUGAUGAGCAUAAGAGACUUAAUUUAAAAACAUUAAAAUCUAACCAACCCCAAACUUUUGAACUGUUGUACAAAUACAGACUAAAAAAAGUAGGCCUACAACUGUAAUGCAAAAUUCAUAAAAGUUUUUACUCUGCAAUUGAAUAUUAAAGCAUAUAUUUAAUAUAUUUUUUUGUCAUUCAAAACAAAAGAAUAAUGUAUUUAAAUAUCAUGUGUAUUCACUUAGUGAAAUAAACUCAUAAUAAACUUUAAUACUUAAUAAUGA